Spirodela intermedia is the source of this 3108-nucleotide messenger RNA. Lineage: Eukaryota; Viridiplantae; Streptophyta; Magnoliopsida; Alismatales; Araceae. The record is from the annotation of a GenBank genome assembly.
AUGGCUGGAGAAGCCUGCGCGGAGCGACCACUCUUCGGCGGCUCCAUCUCCAGCACACUACCGCUUCGCUUCCAGGUCCAGGGCAACCUCGCCCCUCCUUGUCUUCCUCUGAUGACUGGGUACGUGGGGAAUCUGAGAUUACUUUCCGCCAUGUGAGAUGCAGGAUGUCAGCAAUGUCCGGGACGUCCCCGAUCACCAGGUCAGUGGGCGUGCACAGUCGCCCGGUUUUCCGACCUCGUGGAGGAUUCUUUUCGGGGGGAUCGUAAGCCUAUAUUCGUGGUAAUGUUCACCUUGUUCGUUUGAAUAGGAGGCGUUCGUCGAUCCAAGCCGUGAUGAGAGCGUAAUAUUCGAGCUUCUGGACUUGAAAGACGAGGUUGGUGACGAGGGCAGCGCCGGGUGGUUCCUCCGUGACCUUGCCGCCGAGCAAGAUGCCGAAGGCAGCAUGGUGAGGGAUUCAGUUCACAUUGAAUAAUUUUCUUCUUCGCGCUGUUCCCUCUCAUCAGCAUGCUUCUUACCGUUCCUCCAAUGGCAGAUUUUCUGUUGAAAUUCUUGAUCAUAAUAACUUAUAAUCCCUUCUGUAAAUUCAUAUCAUUUCAGUAAAGGCUCUGUUGAAAUUCUUACUUCAAGGCAUAAUUUCAUAAUUCAGAAUGGAUCCGCAGAUUGCAUUUUGUUUAAUAAGUCAUGGGUGCAAAAUUCCCACAUAAAAUCGUCCAUUGUUUGAUUUUCUCUCAUAUAUUCAAGCCCGUCGUUCUUGUACCGUUUAUUUCCUAACCCCUUGAAGUUUUCUUUAACAUUUGAUUAGAUUCUUGAGCACACAAGUGCCGUCGAGCCAUCACCUUUGAGUCACGGUGGCAUAUCUUCUACAAUUACAACAGCUGUCGGUCAAAUGGUAACAAUGCUUCCUUGCAUGUUUUUGUUGCCAUCUUCGGCUUCAUGUGGGUUUUCUGUAGUCGAAUGUAACUGCUAGAAUUCGCAGCCGUUUGUUUAACAGUCAUAAUUUUAUGAUGAUAAUUCUGUUUAUUUAGUAGCAAUUUUCUGUCCAUCAUCAUUUUUGGCCUUCACAUUGAUUUGUCCUCAGAUUGCACAAGUCCUCUGAGAUGAUUAUAUCUUCUCUGAGGAAAGCGAUCAAGUUUUUUUUAACAAAAAUGUAAUGGAAAUAAUAAAUUCGGCUUUGCCUUGUUUUCUAGAAGGGUAAUAGCCCAUUGUGGUUGGUAGAAAUUCGUUGAAAAAAUACAAUAUAAAUUCGAUAUUUAUGUUACAAUGGAAGAAGCCUACAGAAAAUUGAGCUGAAAAUCUUAGGAACUAGGCUUCUACUAGGUAUUUUGGUUCAUGUUUACAUAAACUGGUCAAAUAAAAGAGACAGUUGAUAUUUAUUUUAAAAAUGUAAGAAUACGGAUAAGUGAGGCAAAAAUCGUGUUAGAAAAACUUAUUUUUCGUUUCAAUACGAGCCAGAUUCAAAAGAAGCCAAAAGAAGUUAAUACGGUAACCAAAUAAUGGUAGAUAUGUCAAAAGCAGGUCGGAUUACGCUCAUUCCUUAUCCUAAAUAGAAUGCCACAACGUAGGGAUCCAUAUGUAAACAUAGUAUCUGUUUACAGAGGCUCAAAUGACCCCUUCUCAUAAUGAGAGUGUACAUAACCCUAUUACGGUCUGGUCCGGUAUGAAGUGGACUUAUAAUCUGAUGAUUGAGUUGAGUAGGUGUCUUUGGUUCAUAGAUAAUUAAACUAAUCAAAUGAAAAAGAUGAUAUUUCUGUUGAAAACCGAAGAAGCCUAGGAGUAAAUAAGGCAAAAAAUAUUUGGUGGAACAGGGUCUCUCUUGAAUAAAGGGGGCCUGCAGUUGUUCUCUAAAAUACCAUGUUCUCUCCUUAAUGCCAUUCGACAUCUUUUUGUAGGUCAUCUCCAAAGACAGACAAGGAAGAGAGGCAGGAAAUCUAUUGAGGGUGAGCCCCAUCGUCUUUUUGGCUUUUUUUUUUCUGACUUGUAUCUUAUCUCAUUAAAUGGAUGACAACUAAUGAGAUUCUCUUGCUGCUUUGCUCUUCCUCAGGUUUAUCUGGCGAACUUGCGUCUUAAAGGAGUUGGAACAGAUGUCCUGAUCACUGUCUAUGAGCCAAUAAUGAUAAAGUAAGCAUCAAUUAUUAGCCUACACCCUUAAUGGCCUCAUGCAUAUACAUCAUAUAUAUAGUUAUAUCUAUAUACACACACAGGGAGACAAUUGGACGUGUAUGUAUGUGCUGGGCAUCUCUCUGGGCCAAGCCCAGCCCGCCUUCCUGAAGAUCAUCUGUGCCCACAACAGGCCCAACGAGUCUACUUAAAGCACAGACUGAUCUUCAUGGUCCUGAGUGGGGCUGGCCUGGCAGAGAAGAUGUGGGCUUUUUAGUUGAGGCAGUGGCAUUGGGAAGAGAGGAGAGGAAAAAGGAAUGGGCUCAAGGGGAGGGAGAUGAAAGAGGGGAGACGGAUGGGGGUGGUUGAGGAGGGAAGAAGAGGGGGAAGGGGUGAUGCAGUCAUUAUAAACUCAAUAGAGGGAUGCUUGUUUCAAACCCCAAUGGGCUUAGGGUUUAGGGAUUUGAUGAACCCACCUCAAUUUUAUUUAUUAAUUUGUGAUAAAAGAACAACCUAAGCGGCCCAAAAUUAAACUCUCCUAUCUGGAAUCUCUCUCUGCCAAGCAAACGAAGGAUGGUGCAGAUACUUGACUUCGUCGAGAGUUGGUUGUUGGGGUUAGCAUGAUAACCCCAUGUCUCUGUGUGUGAGUGUGUGUGCGCACUGUCAGUACAUUUAAAUGCAUAUACACAGAUAUACAGAUGUGCCAUCGUAUUGACCAUUGAGGGUUGUCCCUCACUCAUGGACUUCAAGCUUUCAUUGGUGGCAGUACAUUUUAUGAAUGGAGAUUUUGUUUUAUGUUAGCUCUUUAAAUAUUGGUCGGUUCUGCUUCUUUGCAAUUUUUCUGCAACUUUUCUUUUCAGCCCAUUGAGUGAGAGCGCAAUGACAGUCAGCACGGGCCCUGCCAUCCCUGCUGCACAGUCUGGUCUCCUGCCAGCCUCUGAGAUCUUCAGUCUGGCUGUCACGGGCUUCAAGGUCAACGACUGGAACCUCUUCGGCACCACCGGGGCCUGA